AUGGCAAAAAACCUACACCUUCUGCCAAUAGCCAGUGAGGAACUGAGGCCUCCAAUCAAUAGCCAUGUGAGUGAACCAUUUUUGAAAUGGGUCCUCCGGCUCCAGUCGUCUUCAAAUAAUAGCAGCUCCAGCCCACAGCUUGACAGCUACUUUAGGAGAGGCAUAGCCAAAAUAGCUCAGUUAAAUCUCUUCCAGAUUCCUGACUUUCAGAAAUUUUGUGGUAAAAUUAAUAAUGAGCACCUUAUUAAAUAUUUAGCUGAGUGGUUUCCAACAAAACCAGACAUACAGACACCUAUCAUCAACAUUAGUGUUGGUGACAGUCUUUUUCUAUUGUCCACCACUGACAGCCCCACCUCGUACCACAACGAGGACGACGAGGAGGACGAUGAGGCCUACGACACCAUGGUGGAGGAGCAGUAUGGCCAGAUGUACAUCAAGGCCUCCGGCAGCUACGCAGUGCAAGAGAAGCCUGAGCCAGUACCCCUGGAGAGCCGCUCCUGUGUCCUCAUCCGCCGCGACCUCGUGGCCCUGCCUGCCAGCCUCAUCAGCCAGAUCGGAUACCGCUGCCACCCCAAGCUCUACUCGGAGGGGGACCCCAGCGAGAAGCUGGAGCUGGUGGCAGGCUCUGGGGUCUACAUCACACGUGGCCAGCUGAUGAACUGCCACCUCUGCGCGGGGGUGAAGCACAAGGUCUUGCUGCGGAAACUUCUGGCCACCUUCUUUGACAAGAACACGCUGGCCAACAGCUGCGGGACGGGCAUCCGCUCAUCCACCAGUGACCCCAGCCGGAAGCCACUGGACAGCCGGGUCCUGAACGCUGUGAAACUGUACUGUCAGAACUUCGCCCCCAGCUUCAAGGAGAGAGAGAUGAAUGUGAUCGCCGCGGACAUAUGUACCAACGCCCGCCGCGUUCGCAAGCGCUGGCUGCCCAAGAUCAAGUCCAUGCUGCCGGAGGGCGUGGAGAUGUACCGCACAGUCAUGGGCUCCUCGACCGCCGGCGCGCCCCUUGACCCUGAGUUCCCGCCCGCCACUGUGGCACAGGUGUUCGAGCAGCGCAUCUAUGCCGAGCGGCGGAGCGACGCCGCCACCAUCGUGGCUCUGAGAACUGAUGCCGUGAAUGUUGACCUGAGCGCCGCGGCCAACCCCGCCUUCGACGCCAGUGAGAAGGUGGACGGGGCCGGCUCGGUCAUUCAGGAGGUGGCUGCCCCCGAGCCGCUGCCCACUGGCGGCCAGAGUCCCCCGCAGCCCUUCGAGCAGGGCGGGGGCAGCCCCAGCAAGCCCCAGACGCCGGCGGCCGUGGCCCGGAGGCCGGAAGGCACCUAUACAGGGACUCUGUAAGCGUAGCUGGGUGGCUGCGCAAGGGACCGAGUACUAGAGCUGCUUGCGUGCGACACUAAUACAAACAAAUGUGAUCAAGCCAAAAAAAAAAAUGGUGGUACCAAAUGACAGUCUUACCAACACAAUAGAAAAAGAGCAAAGAUUUUUAAG
Messenger RNA from Callithrix jacchus (white-tufted-ear marmoset), 1488 nucleotides. The record is from RefSeq and is a predicted model, not a curated record. Lineage: Eukaryota; Metazoa; Chordata; Mammalia; Primates; Cebidae.